GAAACCUCAAGUUGUUCUGGUUUGGCGCAUCGCCAAGCUUCAGGCAGCGAAAGUGCUUCCAAAACGAAUCAGAGUGAAAGUGAAAUGAACAAACCUAAUCUUUAUCACCGAGCUAACGGUGUCCAACGGCGAGAUGCAAAAGAAAUUCUUGACGAGCAUGGGCAUCUUCUGCGGUGGAAAGAAGAAAACGAAGACUCAUUACUGGAUAUUGGCUGCGGCAGUGGAGAUGUGUUGAUUGAUUUUGUGAUCCCAAUGGUGCCUCCAAAACGGGCACGCGUUCUUGGGACAGAUGUGUCGGAACAGAUGGUGCGAUUUGCUAGAAAAGUGCAUUCCGAUGUUGAAAACUUAUUUUUUGAAACUUUGGAUAUCGAAGGCGACAUUUCAUCGUUUCUGAACAAGUGGGGCUGUUUUGACCACAUUACUUCUUUUUAUUGUCUGCACUGGGUGCGAAGUCAGAGAUCGGCGUUUUCCAACAUUUAUAAUCUUAUGGCACCGAACGGCGAUUGUUUGUUGGGAUUUCUGGCCCGAAAUCCUAUUUUCGACAUUUAUGAUCAGCUAUCCAAUUCUGCCAAGUGGAGUAUGUAUAUGACAGACGUGGACAAGUACAUUUCUCCUUACCAGUACUGUGAGAAUCCGGUCGGAGAAAUCGAAGAAAUUCUUUCCUCCGUUGGCUUUACCAAGUACAAAAUCCACAUUGCGGACAAAAUCUACGUGUACGAAGGAAUCGAUAGCUUAAAAAAAGCUGUCCAAGCUGUCAAUCCAUUCAGCGAACGGAUGCCAUUGGAUUUGCAGGAGGAUUUCCUCAACGAUUACAUUGCUGUUGUGCGCAGGAUGUCUCUAAGCGAAAACUGUUGCGGGAACGAAAAUGAUUACAAAUUUAUUACUCCGUACAAGUUGGUGGUGGUUUAUGCAGUGAAGUAGUGGGUUUGACAUCGGAAUAAUGGAUUGCAAAGUAUAUCAGAUGCUGUGCAAUAUUAAUGUCUAUUAUUUUUAUCAUACUUUUUUGGGGUAUUUCAAACUUUUCGAUUCUAUAUAACUAACACAUGUCAUCAUUUCAAAAGUUCAUCAUUGUAACUAAUACUGAAAAAUCCAUUAAUAUAUUUCCAAUUAGUGGUCAAAACAAAAUUGUUUUAUCUCUGAUGUCAAUAAAUAAAAACCUUGAACGCUGAGGCAAGCGUCUAAAGAAA
This is a messenger RNA of Aedes aegypti (yellow fever mosquito), 1187 nucleotides long. It is a transcript of the gene jhamt, whose product is annotated as juvenile hormone acid O-methyltransferase. The record is from RefSeq and is a predicted model, not a curated record. Bases 85 to 921 code for a protein of 278 amino acids. NCBI's taxonomy places the organism in Eukaryota, Metazoa, Arthropoda, Insecta, Diptera, Culicidae. The transcript is spliced from 3 exons.